GGCAGAGACAGUGAUUUGGACUUUAGUCGAUGAUGAAGUAGAUUGGAUCAGAAAUCCUUGAGAAGAGAGAGAGAGAGAGAGAGAGAGAGAGAGAGAGAGAGAGAGAGAGAGAGAGAGACGGUCAUGUAGGAGGGCUAUAAAAGCACUCCCUCCUUCACUGGAACAUGCAUUUAAUGUCAAAUGUUAUGACUGAAGAUUUGGAAUGUGCAGCAGUCUUCCUCUGUCUGUAACUAAAAUGUGUGAACAAGUAUGCUGAGGAGAACUCUGUGAAGAAGGUAGAGAUCGACAAGUCAAAAAGAUGUGGAAGUUCCAGACAAGUUUGGGCUGUUUAUUCCUGCUCUGUUGCAUCUGCUUGACUAAAUGCCGGGUGCUGAAGUUUGUCGUAGCCGUGUUCCGACAUGGCGAUCGAUCGCCUAUUGAAUCGUAUCCCAAGGAUCCUCAUGGGGAGGAAGUGUGGGCUCAAGGCUUCGGACAGCUCACUGAGCUGGGCAUGAAACAACAGUUUGAGCUGGGCAGCUUUCUAAGGAGGCGUUAUGGCAACUUUCUCAGUGAAGACUACGACAACAAAGAGUUAUAUGUGAGGAGCACUGACUACGACCGCACUCUGAUGAGUGCCCAGGCCUGCCUUGCUGGGAUGUUCCCCCCAACCAGACGCCUGCCUCCCAUCAUGCCCCAGUUACUGUGGCGGCCCAUUCCAGUGCACACCAUCCCCAGGGCCCAGGACAAGCUGUUGAAGUCUCCAGGCAAAGACUGUCCAAGGUUCAGAGCACUGAUGACGGAGACCUUUGAAAGCGAGCACUACCAGAAGUUCCUAAGGGCUCACCAGUACUUUGUGGAGGGACUUUCUAACCACACUGGCUACCCCGUCUCCAAACUGGUUGGAAAAAAAAUAUGGCGGGUUUACGACACUCUUACCUGUCAGAGGAUCCAUAACUUGACUCUCCCACGCUGGGCUACCCAAGAUGUUCUGGACACCCUGAAGAGAAUUGCAUCAUUUGAGGUCAUGUACAGCAUCCUCAGUCACAAACGAAAAGAGAAGGCCAGGCUCUCGGGAGGGGUGCUGCUCAAUGGCAUCCUGAGGAAUUUCUCCAGGGCUGUAGAGCAAGGGAGCACUCUCAAAUUCAUUAUGUACUCAGCCCACGACUCUACCCUCAUCACCCUCCAGGCAGCUCUGGACGUGUACAACGGCCUUCUCCCUCCUUACGCUGCCUGUCAACUCUUUGAGUUCUACCAGGAGAAUGAUGGUUCCUAUUCUCUGGAGCUGUAUUACCGCAAUGACUCCAGGCACGACCCCUACCCCAACCCUGUGCCAGGAUGCAACGGGGUGAACCCCUGCCCUUUGCCCAUGUUCACUGAGCUGGUGCGGGAUGUGGUGGCAGAACACUGGGAGGCCGAGUGCGGGUUCAGGACAAGAUUGUCAAGCACAGGUGUCAUCACAGCUCUUGCAGUGGCUGUGGGUGUCCUGGCAGUGGCGCUGUUGUUCAGCAUAGGAGUGGCAAUCCACAGGAGGAGAGCACACUACUCCAGGGAGGUGUAGUGUGACGACUGUCACAGACGUGCCAAAAAUACAGAAAGGUGCUUCUCUAAUAAUAUGUGCCAUGUAUUUUAAUAUCCUGAUUUUGUGUGUGGAGAGGCUUGUGAGCUUCACUUCUUCUUCUAUAAAU
This is a messenger RNA of Sander lucioperca (pikeperch), 1664 nucleotides long. Its product is annotated as testicular acid phosphatase homolog. Gene Ontology annotation, biological process: peptidyl-tyrosine dephosphorylation involved in inactivation of protein kinase activity; negative regulation of ERBB4 signaling pathway; lysosome organization. The transcript has 12 exons. NCBI's taxonomy places the organism in Eukaryota, Metazoa, Chordata, Actinopteri, Perciformes, Percidae. The record is from RefSeq and is a predicted model, not a curated record. Gene Ontology annotation, cellular component: postsynaptic membrane; lysosome. Bases 299 to 1537 code for a protein of 412 amino acids. Gene Ontology annotation, molecular function: protein tyrosine phosphatase activity; acid phosphatase activity; receptor tyrosine kinase binding.